UGCACUUGAGAGCUGCCCAGGCAAGAUUCAAUUUUUUGUCCUUGCCCCUCUUUGAAAUAGGUUGUGUGCAUUCCAUUAAACAGAUCCCAGGGACAGGGAACAUGAGCAUUAUGUUCUGGAUGUUGGAAAACACUUGGGCCAAGAUCCUGUGGAGGAGAGCAAGAAGCUGUAGGUCAUUCUCAAAGUAUGCUAAAUAUCUCAAUUUUUUAUUUAUUUUUUUUAAACUAAAAUAAAAUCUAAGUUUUUACAAAAAGCACACACAUUUAGUUAGUUCCUAAUUUUAUUCUUGAGGGUGCUCCUGCACAAAAUUUCACUAGUAUAGAUUGUUUGAUAAAGAGAAUUGUAACAGCUAUGGCUUAGGAUAUUUGCAUAUCUUGCUGUUCUCCACACUGUGAAUGCACUCACGGGUUGUUCCCUGUCCUCUAUGGGAUGUAAUUUGUUUAUGGGCUGCCUGUGCUAUGGAGUUUUAUCCCUUUAGCUGUAUUUGUGUGUGUGGCUGAAGUGAAACAGCUUCUGCAGCUGGAUGGAGUCCUGGUCAGUCCCUGUUAGCUGCAUGUGUGAAUUUUAUGGAUUACACUGAACCAGGAAACAAGUUGUGAUUGUAUCAGAAAUCCAUCUUUACAUGUAUUUCCAGACUGUGUCAUUGCUACAGUAUCCAGCACAGCAAAUGCAUUUUGAGUGCAUUUUCUAUCAAGUAAAAUUGCAAAUUUAUCCUUUUCUGAGUCUCUGUAAUCUCUAUGUAAUCACAUAUUACAUUAAUCAUUACAUUCAAGUUUUCAAAAAUUUCUAAAGGAUAAAAAUCCCCAAACAUUUCACAUAAUUAUUCAAAAUAAUUCUAAUUAUUUUUCUCAUGAAUAUUCUAUCUUCAGUUUAUUUUAUGAACUGUACAAUAUAUUUUUACUCUGGACUGUUACCACUUGACAUGUUUUCUUGUCAUCUUAUAAUUAAAGUAUCCACAGGAAAACUUCAGUGUAGGUUUUACUGUGUUUUCUUUACAUACUGCCCAGUUCAGUGGUGAAAGGCAGAGCUCAGUGUGCUUCAGUCAGGGUGAAUAUGGGAAAUCACAGGGUAAAGUAGGGGCUCUUGUGCUGCACUGAGAUUUUGGAGGCUCAGAUCAUUUCUCAUUGAUCUCCCCAGUGGUUUUUUUUUAAUCUCUGCUUAUGCAUUUUGCUGGGCUGAAAUUUUUCUUUUUACCAUUUCCCAUGUCCUGAAAGAAAACCCAAUAAUUCUUCACAGUUUGAGUACCUUGUUGUUAGAGUUGGUGGGGUUUUACUUUGCAUUUGGAAAUUUCACUUUACCAUGUAAAAAGUCGAGCUGGUAUUAAGUACUUACAGCUUUGAUUUGUAGUCUUAAUACAAUUUGUAAUAUUUGGGUUAAACAAAAACAGUAUUUUAAAACUAAGCCCUUGCAGUCUUCCAUGAUAGAACUGAAAGGAGUUUAGAAUGAAUGAAAUAUAAAUUUAAUUUAUUUUAAAUGCCUUAGUUUUAUAAAAUGGUUAGUCUUCUAAAAGCUAUUAUUUCUUCUUCAGAAUUUUGCUUUCCAACUGUCUUUUUCUGUGCUGUAAAUGCAGUGCUCUAAUAAAGCCCUAAUAAUUCUGAUUGCUACCAAGUUUGGGAGUGUGCAGGAGCAAUUCAAUUUCCUGGAAAACAGUAACUCUUUGGUGAAAUUAAGCCCUGUAUUAGUGGCUGAGGGUGAAUAAUCACAGAACCACCACUGUGGCAGUGGAACUGCCUGUUCUAAUGGCCAUGUUAAUGUCCUGAAUGAAGCAGUCCAAAUUGUAUUUCAGAAUAUUAUGUCGUGGUCUGGGAGCCAAAUGUUGCCUCUGCAAAACUGGCACAUAUGUGAAAGCUUACAGUAAAGCAGAUUAAUAUUUUUAUUUUGGUCUAAGUAAGACCAAAUGCAAUUUUUUUGUGUGAAAUUAAAAAUGUUGCAAAUGUUACUUGCAGCAGCAGCAGCUGGUUACUUCACUUCUCACCUGUUCAAAGAGUCUGUAGGUUUAAAAAUGAGAAGUCUCAGAGGGGUUUAUUUUGCCACAGCUCAGUGCUGUACAAAAUAUAAAACAACUUACUGCUUUUCUAAGCAAGAGGAUUCCAAGAGCAAGGAGAAAAAGCUGCUGAUGGAGUCCUUUCAUUUGCUUAUUUGAUGCCAGAUGUUGCCAAAAUCUUUUACCCAGACCAUUUUACAUCUCCCCAAGGGAAUUGAACACUGAAAUUUUCACACUUGUAGCAGGUUCUUAGCUUUGUUCACUGAGGUGAUUUCAUGCCAGAGGUGUGGAAAAUGGGGUUCAUUGGGGAGAACUAAGAGUGAGGUAGAAAAUAAAAUAAUGUCACCACAGAUCUGGAAAUGCCAAUUUUGUUGUUAUGGAGCUGUGGCACAUUUUUAUGGAGUUGGUAACUUGGCAGUAACCUGGUUCCCUUGCCAGCAGCAAGGGGAUGCCAUGGAUGGCACUGAGAGGCAAAAGUUGGUGCUGGAAAGGGAAAUGAAACUCAGAUCUUGUUCUUGCAUGGUUGGUUCUCAUCCUUCACAGGAUCACAUUGUUUGGGGUUUGAUGUGGCAGCUGCUCCAGACCGUGGUGUUCUCAUUUUUUAGUACCUAGGUGUACAAAAGAGGUAUUUGCUGUUAAACCUGAGGGCUGUUUAAGUAUACAGAGAGUCAAAAGGUGAUUUUUGAAAAUGGAAGCUGAGCUUGAUGAUCACAGAGUCUCCCUUGCCCUGCUGUGCCCAGGGAUCUGCAGCUCUCUCUUUUGCAGCUGUUGGGAAAAUCAGGCAAAAAAGUAGAAUAUGGCAGCUUACUGCUGGUAUACUGAAAGGGGGAUCCAUUUCUUUUAAAUCUCCAAAUUUGAAUUCUUGUUUUAUUGGUGAGGUUUUGGAAUUGCCUGUGUUUUUUCUUGAGGGCAGAAGCAGCUAGGAAGUGUGGCUGUACUUUACAUCCUGCUUGGUUUUUUAUGAGUUACACAGCAAACAAAGCAAAGGGAAAAGGAUAUUAUCAUACUUGCUGAAAAAUAAAGUGCAAGCCUUUCAUAUUCCAAGGAAACAGGGGCAGUUAGAGAACAGAAAUUGGAUCUUUACAUGUGUUUAACAUGCCUAGAGAACAGGGGCAUGAAAAUGUGUUGUGUUGUAUGGUGUUGUAACUGAAGAACUUCUGGGUCAGUCUGUGAUCACUUAAUUUAUGUUUUCUAGCCCAUUUUUUAUGUGGUCUAGGCUAUGAUAGUAGCAAUACCAAAAGGAAGAGUACCUGGUUAUCUUUUUUUACUAUUAUUAUUUUGAGAUGUUGAUAGCAGUAGCUUAAUUCUUAGUCCUACUGAAAUUUGCCAUGAUGAAUAUGUUUGAGCAGGGUUAUUCUGCCAACUUUAAAAUGACUCAGCAUCUUGAGAAUGACUCUAAGAGAAAGUAAGUAUAUUAAUUUAUAAGAAAGGCUGGAUUCUUCUUAUUUAAGAGCAUAUCAGCAGUUGAGUUGUGGAUUUUAGUGUUGCAGAGGGGAAAGGAGCAAUAAGCAUUCACGUGGAGCAUAUGGCUGUUCCUUGAGAGCCUUUAACCUCUUGGAAAACCUGAUUUAUAUGGUAUUGAUCAAAUAUUUAUUAUUUAAAUUACCUGAAUACUCUGUGUAACAUGAGUGUCUUCCUGUCUGUUGGUCCUUGCAUGUCACCUGCCUGUGCAGUCAUCACCUGGACCAAGUUGUUCAGCAUGAUGCAACUCAUAGCAGUAGGUGAUGGGUUUCUGUCUUCCAGGUUGAACAUCAGUGGGAUCUUUGCUGGAGCAAGAUAAUGUCUUCAACUCAUUGAAGGAAAGGGAAUAUUUGUUCACACUUAUGAUGAUUUGACACAAUUAAUGUCAUAAUAACCAUGAUGGCAACACAGACAUUAAGUAUAGACAACUAUCAAGAUGGACAACAGAUGCAAGUGGUAACAGAGUUAAAAACUGAACAAGAUCCCAACUGCUCUGAAACUGAUGCUGAAGGGGUGAGUCCUGCCCCUGUAGAAUCUCAGACUCCAAUGGAUGCAGACAAGCAGGCCAUUUACAGGCACCCACUAUUUCCUUUGUUAGCACUAUUAUUUGAAAAAUGUGAACAAUCUACACAAGGCUCAGAAGGCACAACUUCUGCCAGUUUUGAUGUAGAUAUUGAAAACUUUGUAAGGAAGCAGGAGAAAGAAGGAAAACCUUUUUUCUGUGAAGAUCCAGAAACUGAUAAUCUGAUGGUAAAAGCAAUCCAAGUUCUGCGUAUCCAUCUGCUGGAGCUAGAAAAGGUCAAUGAACUCUGCAAAGAUUUCUGUAGUCGUUACAUUGCCUGCCUGAAGACAAAAAUGAAUAGUGAAACUCUAUUAAGUGGGGAGCCUGGAAGUCCUUACUCACCUGUGCAAUCUCAGCAAAUUCCAAGUGCCAUUGCAGGCACACUCAGUCCCCAAGGGAUCAUGGUGCCAGCAUCAGCAUUGCAGCAGGGAAAUGUAACUAUGGCAACAGUAGCAGGGGGGACAGUGUAUCAGCCAGUCACUGUGGUCACUCCACAAGGACAAGUGGUGACACAGGCACUGUCACCUGGCACUAUUCGGAUCCAGAACUCUCAGCUCCAGUUGCAAUUAAACCAAGAUCUAGGCAUCUUGCAUCAAGAUGAUGGCUCAUCAAAAAAUAAGAGAGGAGUUCUUCCCAAGCACGCUACAAAUGUGAUGAGAUCUUGGCUUUUCCAGCACAUAGGGCAUCCGUAUCCAACAGAGGAUGAGAAGAAGCAGAUUGCAGCACAAACAAAUCUGACACUACUCCAGGUUAACAAUUGGUUUAUCAAUGCUAGAAGGCGAAUUCUUCAGCCAAUGCUGGAUUCCAGUUGUUCUGAAACUCCAAAAACAAAGAAGAAAACAGCCCAGAACCGACCAGUGCAGAGGUUCUGGCCUGACUCCAUUGCCUCAGGAGUUGCUCAGCAGCAAUCGAACGAGCUCACGAUGUCAGAUGGUGCUGUCGUGACCAUCACAGCUCCAGUGAACAUGAAUGUGGACAGUCUGCAGUCCUUGUCCUCGGAUGGUGCUACCCUGGCAGUGCAGCAGGUGAUGAUGGCAGGGCAGAGCGAGGAUGAGUCUGUGGACAGCGCUGAGGACGAUGGGGGAGACCUCUCAACAGCAAACAUCAGUGGGCUGGUCUUGGAUAACAGCGACUCUCUGCAGUAGGAAGCCAGGGAGCGUGGAGAAAAACACUUGGGAGAAAGAAUGGACUGACUGACUGACUUUUUAUAGUUUGCACAGCAAACAUUUUACACAAGUUUUAUUUCUAAUAUGUUUUAUAUGUAGAUAUAGAAGGGUGCACUUUUUUGUAUUUCAUAGUAAGCUUAAAGAGUGUUUUUGCAGGUGCAGCAACUUCUUUCAAAUGUGUUUUGGUUUGUUUUUGGUUUUUUUUUUUGCGUUUCUUUUCCUUUCCUUAUUUCAGAAAAUUAUAUCUAGUAAUAUAAAGAACCACAUAAGCACCCCUUUGUUCUCUGAAUUGGAAGUGCUGCAGUUUCUGAUGAAUUAUGCAGUUUCAAUUAGUGCUGUUAUUUAACACAGCUUUUGAUGGGCAGGUGAUGUAAAUUUAAAGCAUGUGACACUAGUGUGUGAAACUUGAUAAUUGAGUUAGAUGCAUAUAUUUGAAAGAUGCUUCUGCACCUUAAAAACUGCUAGUCUGAGGUGGACAGCAACACACAUAAAAAAGAAACUGUUGAUGUGUGAUUCAGUAGAGAAUGUAUGGCAAUUUAAAUAAGUUUAGUUUCUCUCAUAGUCCAUAAGCCUGUUUAUCAUUUGCUAUGAAAACUCCUAUUUUUACCUUGCUGGGGUUAUUGGAUAAAAAAAAUAUUUUUAUAAAUUCACUAGAAAUUGGGAUGACAACUGUGUUAAGCAGGAGGUAAAAAAAAAAAAAUAAAUAAUUUCCAGAGGGGAAAAAUAAAUGUUUAGUAUUCCUAUUUGGAAGGUCUGAAAAUUGACCCAAUUUAAUAAACAAGCCUACAGUAGCAUUCUAUGAUUCUCAGCUAUCCCACAGUGAUAUACUAUAUUUGAUAAUAGGUAAGAAGGGCCCACUGUUUGAUGGGAUUUUGAUAUUGUCAAACAUUGAUUUAUAUUAUGUGUAAACUAAUAUUCAAAUUGCAUAACUCUGUAUCUAGACUUGUAUCUGAAAAUAUUUGCUAAAUGAGUAUUCAGGUAAGUAAGUUCAAAUACCCACAACUUUUCCAAUUAUUAGAGAAAUUUAACAAUUUAUAGUUUGUACAACUGAAUCUAAAAAAAAAAAAAAAGUUACCUACUAUACAGUCAUGGAUUCUGCUAUUUUAUUGCAUUUAAAAUAUUUUCCCCUAAUACAAAAAGAAAAAUAUAACAUGGAUUUAUAUAAAAUUUCUUCAGAUCUGAAGUUUAGUACCAGAAUAUACAGCAGGCUUUGUUAGAGUAGGAAAUCCUUGUGUGUCAUUUAAAAAAAAGAAGAGCUAAUGAUGAAAACAGCUGGGUUUUGGUUUGGUUUUGUUUUGGGAUUUAUUUUUUUUUUUUUGUUGUGGUAACAGUUCAUUUCUUUUAUUUACCCAAAGUUUGAAGUCUGUGAUUGUCUAUCCAUGAACACUUGCUUUUACAUGGAACUUUGUAUUCCCUGUUGUUGAGUACAAAUAAGAGACUCAAGAACAUCAUGGUAUGAUCAACACCCUCUUUUGUCCCUGUCCAUUUGUCACAGCGUUCAAAGCCAGAACUUCCUUCUGCUGUAUUCCAAAUCUGGGAAUAU
Oenanthe melanoleuca is the source of this 6716-nucleotide messenger RNA. It is a transcript of the gene PKNOX1, whose product is annotated as PBX/knotted 1 homeobox 1. Bases 3842 to 5152 code for a protein of 436 amino acids. The transcript is spliced from 12 exons. Lineage: Eukaryota; Metazoa; Chordata; Aves; Passeriformes; Muscicapidae. The record is from RefSeq and is a predicted model, not a curated record. Gene Ontology annotation, molecular function: DNA-binding transcription factor activity, RNA polymerase II-specific; RNA polymerase II cis-regulatory region sequence-specific DNA binding. Gene Ontology annotation, biological process: regulation of transcription by RNA polymerase II; angiogenesis.